AAAGCCCCGCCUCCUGCGCCGGGAUUGGCCAGUCGGAGCGGUUUAGUGGCCUCCGAUUGGAUUAGAUCGCAAGUCAAUCACGUAGCGAUGGCCUCACGUCAAAGAAUCCAACGUAAAUAAAGCGAGAGAAUUAAACGAACGCGCUGUUGUAAGUUUAACGUACACUUUAUUUAGCUCUGAAGGUGAAUAUUAAUGCAUUAACGCUUCAUUAAUGUCAAAUGUCAUGAAACUUGAAACGUCAGCCUGGGGGCGGGGCUUGAGGUCUCGUGUACUGCACCGUGCUGCCGUUUGAGUGUUUUGCUCGACUGCGACGAUCAGGGCGUCUCACCGACGACACGCAGCCAGAACGCGGUAAAACGCUGUUAAACGGUUCAGUGAACGCUGUUUUAACGCUUCAUAUCCACCGGAUCCGAGGAGGGCUGCAGAUAGAGCUUGUGUUCAUCAUCUCUGGGGAUUCCCGGAUGAAGUCACGGCCAGCGCGAGACGCAAGCUCAGACGGUGGAACAGGAUGAGCACGAGGCUGAAGGAUGAAGGUCACAUGAGAGGCAUGGCCAGAUUUAAACACAAAAGGAUGGACAAGUCCAAGCCAGAGUCUGAGAGGGACUCGGGCUUCUCAGACGGUGGCUCUGAGCAUCUGAGUGCGGUGGAUCAGACGGACACAGACGAUGCGUCGCAGUCCUCCUCCAGAUCAUCGCAGCUGACCGCGGUGGUUGGUGGAGCUCUGCAGGGCCUCUCGCCAAUGAUCUUCAUGAACAACGUGGUUCUAAAGCAGUCUGUUGAAAACCCUUCGUCUUUGAAGCCCUGGGCCUUCAGUCCGGCGAUGGAGGUGGUUCCGCAGCCUCAGGUGGUCUUCCUUCAACCCGUCGUCCCGCAAAGAUCCACCCUGCUGCCGAAGGGACCCCUGUCUAAACGCCGGCGGCACAGAAAGUACCUCCCUAUCCUCAAAUCCUACCCCAAAAUCGCUCCUCAUCCCGGAGAUGCGCCGCCUAAGAGCCGCAGCAGCUCCUCUUCCUCAGUCAAGAGCUCGUCUUCCUCUGACGGUCAGAAAGAUUCGUCCGAGUCGUAUACAACCGACACCGAACAGAGGCCCGAAUCCACGGACGGCUCCCUGCGGACGCUGGCGUCUAAUGCAUGCUCCGAUGAUACGGACAACAAGAUAAAGCGCUUCUGCAACACCUACAACAUCCUCAGUAAUUCGGGCUUGCUGGACAUCACGCUGCGCACGAAAGAGUUGAUCCGGCAGAACCGCCGGACGCAGACGGAGCUGGAUCGCCUGCGUGAACACACCAACCUGUUCAUGGAAGGGCUGCAGACGGGAGACUCGGCGAUCUGGAGCAAGCUGCAGACGAGCAUGCAAGAGGAGGACAAAGGGAAAGACAGGACGCCGCGUGACGAAAAGAACCUGAAGUGAGACGAAGACACGAUGCACCUUUCGUUGGCGUUUUAUAAACGUGCAACUUUUGUCUGACUACAAUACCAGUCAGAAGUUUUUGAACGGUAAGAUUUUUAAUGUUUUUUUAAAGAAGUCUCUUCUGCUCACUAAGCCUGCAUUUAUUUGAUCCAAAAUACAGCAAAAGCAGUAAUAUUGUGAAAUUAUAGAAAUUAAUACUUUUAUUUAGCAAGGAUGCCUUAAAUUGGUCAAAAGUGAGGAAGAAGAAAUUUAAAAUGUUACAAAAGAUUUCUAUUCCAGAUAAAUACUGUUCUUCUGAUCUUUCUAUUCAUCAAAGAAACCUGAAAAAACUCUACUCAGCUGUUUUCAGCAUUAAUAAUAAAUGUUUCUUGAGCAGAAAAUCAGCAUAUUAGAGUGAUUUCUGAAGACUGGAGUAAUGAUGCUGAAAAUACAGCUGCGAAUCACAGAAAUAAAUUACAUUUUUAAAUAUAUUUAAAUAGAAAACAAUUAUUUGAAAUAGUAAAAAUAUUUCACCAUUUUACUGUUUUAAUGUACUUUGGAUCAAAUAAAUGCAGGCUUGGUGAGCAGAAGAGACUUCUUUAAAAAAACAUUAAAAAUCUUACUGUUCAAAAACUUUUUUGACUGGUAGUGUAUAUCUUAAGGUCAAAACAAUGCCGAUGUUGUCCAGACUAUAUGGAUAUGCGUUCGCUCUUUAAUAAGCUUCAGCCUUAACCUAGUUCAGUGCAUAAGCUCUUUACACUCCUGCUGUCAUUUUCACCUGUUGUUUCACAGUUUUGGAUGAAUGAAUGUGGACUCUCAAACAGAAACAUUAAUGUUAGGCCUCAUUUAUAAAGCACAAGAGCAGAUUCUGUCUCAAAACUAGCUGCAGACCUACGGUAGAGCGUAUUUUUGGGUAUCACAGAAUGAGACUAUGCCCAAAAACACCGUUUAAGUAUGUGGCACAGCCGUUUCAUUUCUCAAAGCAAUUAUGAGUAAUAAUGAAAAAAUAGAUUAUUACAGACUGUCAAAUGUAGGAUAGGCUGCAGCUCUUCCCAUGGUCUGACACGAUUCUCCAUCAUGACUCUGUGAUUUUAGGAAGUCAUGUUGGAUCUUGUCCUUAAAAAAACAAAAACAUCAGAAUGAAUCUGUUUUUUCUGAGAUGCACAAUGUCCAGCUCAGAUUUCACCCCCAAAUCAGAAGAAAACUAAAUAAGAUUUAAGAUUUGUCAAAGAAAACGCUGUCUGUUUUAGGACCGUUAAGGAAAGACACUACAAGUGAACAAGGUUUUAACUAAUUCAAAUGUGUAUGUCUUAAGUAGUUAUAAAAGUAGUAGUAGUACUUUAGUAAUCAGACGAAUGAUUUGAUUGAAGUUGUAUGAAAUGUUAUGUUUAAAUAUACAUUAUUAUAAGUAAAUGUGCUAAUUUGAUAUUGAAGAUAUUUUGUAAAUUUCCUAGUGUACAUAUACCAAAACUUAAUUAUUGAUUAGUAAUAUGCAUUGCUAAGAACUUUAUUUGAACAACUUUAAAGGUGAUUUUCUCAAUAUUUAGAUUUUUUUGCUCCCUCAGAUUCCAGAUUUUCAGCCAAAUAUUGUCAAAUCCUAACAAACCAUACAUCAAUGGAAAGAUUAUUUAUUCAGCUUUCACAUGAUGUAUAAAUCUCAAUUUCGAAAAAUUGACCCUUAUGACUUGUUUUGUGCUCCAGGGUCACAUAUAAACAAACCCCUCAGUAAAAACCUUCAGAAUAUAGAUAGAAGUAAAACUGAAAGUUUUGAUGCAUGUAAAUGCUGCUGAAGUGAAAAAAAAAAACAGCUUAUUUUGAGAAAACGGCCUGAAAUUUACAGGCCCAAAUAGAUAAAGUGUAAAAAAUAAAACCAGGCGAAUGAUAUAUGAUCAAACCCCUCAGUAAAAACCUUCAGAAUAUAGAUAGAAAUAAAACUGUAAGUUUUGAUGCAUGUAAAUGCUGCUGAAGUGGAGAAACAAACUCAUUGCCUUUAAAAAAUAUGCGUUUUCACCAUGUUUUUAUGAAUAAAAUGUUAUAUAAAUCAGCGUGAAUGAUGUAUGAACAAACCCCACGGUAAAAAUCUUCAGAAUAUAGAUAGAAAUAAAACUGUAAGUUUUGAUGCAUGUAAGUGCUGAAGAAGUGGAGAAAAAACUUUUUAAGAUAUGCAUUUGAAUUGAAAUCUAUUGAAAAAUAGUGCGAUAAACACUUAAAUUUGUAUUUGGAUGUUUUCUUUCCACUAGUCUGGUAGUGUCUUGCCUUAAGAUUUGCCCUUAUUUCACUGACACUGUGCCUCCAGUUUCAUUCAUGCAAAAUACUGUUUUCUUUCUCUUGGUUUUGUUUUGAAAUACAACUGGCUCAUGUUUUGUGUGAUCCAUGCCUAUAUUUUUGAGAAUGAAUAAGGUGAAUUGUUUUGUUUAAUUAGAUCAGCGGGUCAGUGGCGUUUUAAGUGUGAUGUGAUCGUUAAUGGUGACUCUGAGAGAUUCAACAGAGCUCAUCGAGUUCAUUCAGUUUUGUUUUGGACCAGUUGAGGGUUUGAAGUGUUGUGAGUUUGUCAAACAGGAACACAUGAGCGAUCCUUUAUGUUUGUGUGAUGAUGAAUCUGCUCUCAUCUUGCCUUACUCAAUGAAGUUUCAUUCUUCAAACUCUGAUCAUGAGAUGUAGAACUCAAACUUUCUUUGGCAGCUACUCCUUACCACUAACUCAUAAAUCAUUGCUUUACUUCCAGGAGCUUGUUUCUCAUGUGACUUAUGGAUUACAUAUUUCAUGCGCUGAUUUUAAGCAUUCGAGGUAGCACAGGAAGGUGUUUUUUCUAAAGCGUGUUCGUGUGCUUUUAUACAGUACAGUUAAGAGUAGAAAAGGCAGGUGUUAUAGGAUAUAUAUAUAUAAGUCUGUUUUCUAGGGAAGAUUUUUUCCACCACGGAAUAAAAAUAAUAAAUAAGGUUAUUUUGUUCAAUUCUGAGAAAAAAAAGUCAGAAAUUCAGAAAGGUCUGGAUUGCAAGAGAUUGCCAGUUAAAUUGCAAAUUAGAGUUUACAACUCGCAUUAAAAAAAAAAACAGAGAUUAACUCUAUUCUAUAAAGAAAUGUCUGAAUUGCGAGAUUAUAGCUUUCAGUAAAGAUAGAAAUGUUUACUCGCAAUUCUAAGAAGAAAAUAUUUACAUUUUACAUAGUUUACGUCUCACGAUCCAGACUUAAUUUGCAAUUCUGAUAUGAAAAGUUAAAAUUGUAAGAAGAUAAAAAAGUUGCAAUUGUGUUUUUAUUUCGUUAAAUCUAUGGCUUCCAUAGUUUUCAUGUGUUGGUGGUGUUUCCUGACACUGAUUGCCUUGUGUUAAUGGCAGUCUAAGCUUUUUUUUGUAAAAACGAUCAAACAAACCGAAAACCUUUUGUAAGCCAGCAGUUUUGAUAAAGCUUUCCACGUGUUUUGCUGUGUGAUCGUCUCUUGCAGCAUCUGUUUACUGCUGAUUUCUGCAGAUUUGAUUCAGAGCACAUUAAACAUCAGGAAGCAGCAUUAAAGAAUGUUUGUGAAUCAUUUCAAAGCCAAAAGGGCUUCAAAUGUGACGUCUCCUAAAGACGAACCUCUUAUUCUGAACUGUAAUCUGAAUUUAGAGUCCAUCAUCUGAUUCUGGCAGAAGUUUUUGUCUUUGUGUUGCUCUUAUUACUUAUUUUUGUUCUUUCUGUCUUUUGAAAGUAAAAUAAUAUGCCGUUUUUUUGUAUGAAGAUGUUGAUUUAUUUUUUAUUUUUUUGUGUGUUUUUCUUUGUGGUUCAUUAGAUAAUCCUCACAAUUUACGGUUGUGAGUACAGACGGAUAGACGUGCGAAUAGAGCAGAAAUGUGAAGGGUUUUUUUUGUCAUAACCGCUCAAUCCUGUUCAUCUGUGUGCUUUUACAUGAAUACAGCAUUAGAACAUCAGUAACAUACUGAUUCAGAUCAUCUAUCAAACAAGAUACGAAUAAACAUUUCUCAGCUGUACAAAACCAAAGCUGUGGCUAAAUGUUCACUUUAUAAAUUUACUAAUGCUUUGUUUUUUUAAGAUGUUUUUUUAAUAAUUAUUUCCCAUUUUUACAUUUUAAGACAUGUUUUACUGAAUACACUGUCAAAUGUUUUUUUUUUCAUGUCACAAAGUUAUUAAAAUAAUUGUAAUUGUCAA
Onychostoma macrolepis is the source of this 5533-nucleotide messenger RNA. RefSeq names its product CLOCK-interacting pacemaker b (gene cipcb). The transcript has 4 exons. Gene Ontology annotation, biological process: negative regulation of DNA-templated transcription; negative regulation of circadian rhythm. Gene Ontology annotation, cellular component: nucleus. NCBI's taxonomy places the organism in Eukaryota, Metazoa, Chordata, Actinopteri, Cypriniformes, Cyprinidae. The coding region runs from base 509 to 1411 and encodes 300 amino acids. The record is from RefSeq and is a predicted model, not a curated record.